Molecule: messenger RNA, 2759 nt
Organism: Epinephelus lanceolatus (giant grouper)
Lineage: Eukaryota; Metazoa; Chordata; Actinopteri; Perciformes; Serranidae
Gene: sfrp2l
Product: secreted frizzled-related protein 2 like
Biological process (GO): canonical Wnt signaling pathway; non-canonical Wnt signaling pathway
Molecular function (GO): Wnt-protein binding
Source: RefSeq, a predicted model, not a curated record
CAGCAUCCUUACUUUGUUUGUUCUGUGUCUGCCACAAAGUGUGCUGUUUACAGCAUGAAUGCCAAACUAAAGAAACAGAAACAGUAUGCAGUGAGGCAGGCACCAGUCUGAUGGGGAGGGAUGAUGACUGGGAGGCGCCUGCCCUCUCAUUAACCCCCCGUUUCCUCCACACCUCUUUGUUUACACCUACAUGCCGGUCAAGUCCAGACAGAGAGGCAGAAGCUUUGCAGACAGUCAGUCACUCUGUUCUUACUGAAACAACAAUGUGUGUCUCUAUGCUCAGCUUUAUUCUGCUGUUUGGGCUUUCCCAUGCGUCUGACACCGCUGCUCCAGCCCAGCUCGGGCCGCCGUCGCUUGUGUUCAGCUCCUCGGUCCGCUCGGUGUGUAAACCCAUCCCGAGCACCUUGUCUCUGUGCCACGGGAUCGGCUACAGGAACAUGCGGAUCCCCAACUUGCUCGGCCAUGACACGCUGAAGGAGGCCCAGCAGCAAUCGGCGGCCUGGCUGCCCCUCAUCUCCAAACUGUGCCACCGGGACACCAAGAAGUUUCUGUGCUCGCUGUUCGCUCCGGUGUGUCUGCCGGAACUCAUCGGGCCGGUGAGCCCCUGCAGGAGCCUGUGCGAGGCCGUGCGGGACGGGUGCGUGCCCGUCAUGAGCGCGUUCGGGUUCCCCUGGCCGGAGAUGUUCAACUGUACCCGGUUCCCGCGCGCGACCGAGCUUUGUAUCCCUGUAACCGGGGAGCAGGAGGGGCGGACGGCAGAGGAGGUCAGGCACGAGGAGGCGCUGAAAGGGAGUAUUAUCUGUGACGCCUGUAGUUUGGCAGCUGAAGGAGAAAAUGACAUCCAGGAAAACUUCUGCCACAGUCCAUACGCAUUAAAAAUGCGUCUGGGCAGUGUGUCGAUGGUGGGAGGGGACCGUCAGCUGGUGCCUACGGCCCGCAGCCGCAUUCUGAGGUGGGCAGGGGGAAGUGCAGAGAGGGCAGAAGGAAUAGGAGGCGCAAUGGCCCACAGUGCUUUGUGGCUGCAAGAAGGAGGCACCUGUACUUGUCCCGGCUUGGACUCUGCAGAGACCAACGAAGACAGGAGGUGGUUAGAGGAGGAACAGAUGGACAAGAGAGAAGCAAAAGAAGGAGGAAAGGUGGGGAAAGGGGCCCAGAGUGCAUGGUACCUGGCCCUGGCUCAGGCCGAAGAGGGACGACUGGUGCUGACUCGACUGGUGAGGUGGACCAGAGAGGACAAAGAGCUGAAGAAGUUCAUCAGAGUGCUCCUUAAACAGUCCUGUCCAGAGCUGUAGACUAGGAGUCAUCAACCAUUGCGGUCCUUGUCCAUGGACACUGCUUUGUGUGAAUCACAUGAGCACAGAUUUGUUAGAUACUAUGUUAAUGAGCCAGAUGAGUUUGUAGAGAUCUGUAAAUCUGCAUACUGGCCACUUUCUUGAUGAACUGCUCCUGAUUAACUCUGAAAAAGGUGCUAAAUCCCCAACACUCACUAACCAAUCAACUCUCCCUUGCUAAGUACAUAAUACUUUGUGUCCCAUCAAGUUAAGCAGUGUAUUGACUUGUUACCAAAUGCAUCAUUGUACCAUGAUUACUUUACCAUUACUCACAAUUGAUGUAAAAAUAGAGCAUCAUUUUACUAAACUCACAAAUUAUUAUUGUUUUCUUUUGUUAAGUUAGUGAUUAUCAGACAGAGAGCGGAGGCCUGUACUAUGAAACCAGUUCAACCUACCUAGAAUAUCUUUUCAUUAUCUGACUUGACGGACCCUAACAUUGGCCGUCUGGAUAACUGGCACUACAAAGCUGGUUAUCAACUAGUUCAGUCAACUCUGGGUUUUCAUAUUUAGCCACAAGCGUGUUCAUUGGGGAGGGGGCUGCAGUGAUAGAAUCAGAGUGUAAAUAGCAACUGUCUGUCAAUUUUGCUUCAUAGUACAGGCCUCUGAUGUUUACAUAGCUCAUUGUUAUUACCAAUGACUCCAUAAUUCUGGAAAUGUAACGCAGGCAGCGAUGGUAAAGGUCCAGACACAGCAAACCGACGUCAGAGACCUAGUGACAACAAAGGCCGACUGUUGCAUUGUCUCACUUCAGCUGUGUCUCGGCCAAAGAGUUGCACUUGAAUACAACGCAUAGACUACAGCCAACUGUCAGCUAUAACAUAUGUUGUGCCUGCAUGAGCGGAAAUAACUCUCCAUACCAACAGGCUGUGGUAGUCUAUAUUCCUCAUUAAAAAGGGAAACCAGAGAACGAAGAGGAUUCAAGAUGCUAGUUAGCCAGUUAGCACAUUAACAACACAACCUGGUGUUUAAAAAGCAAAAGAUGUUUACCAUGAACAAUGAGACAAUUACGAACUGUUUCCGCCAAAGAGCUCAAUGGUUAACAAUAAUCUUACCUAACAACUUUGUUUUGAUCUCACACCCUUUUGACUUCCAUUUCUCUUCUCGUCCUUUGAGCUUACUUGCCAGAGGGAUUUCUCUCAUCAAUUGGCUCCACCAAUCCAAUGUGCUGAAUCAGCCGACAAGUGCCAACGGUGCUGAACAAACCGCAAAAAUCUUGGGCGACAGAUGCUCACCGACAGCCUGGCAUUGACAGCUGAUUGUCGGCUUGGUGUGCCAGGGCCUAAGGCAUUGUUAUAAUAGUUACUUCUACACAUGGCAUGAGUUUUAUGAGUGAAAUCACGUCAGGCAGCUACAGUGUCGAGUCACAUCAAAAGAGAAGCACUGAAAAGAAAGGAAACGUGGUGUGAACAAUAAAUCAUUAAGAUCUUC